This is a messenger RNA of Punctularia strigosozonata HHB-11173 SS5, 1637 nucleotides long. Its product is annotated as histone deacetylase. NCBI's taxonomy places the organism in Eukaryota, Fungi, Basidiomycota, Agaricomycetes, Corticiales, Punctulariaceae. Bases 1 to 1554 code for a protein of 517 amino acids. The record is from RefSeq and is a predicted model, not a curated record. Gene Ontology annotation, molecular function: histone deacetylase activity. The transcript is spliced from 9 exons.
AUGUCGAAGAGAAGGGUGGCGUACUACUACGAUCCUGAUGUCGGGGCGUAUACCUACGGAUUGGGACACUGCAUGAAACCUCACAGGAUACGGAUUGCACACGAACUGGUCACGGCUUAUGGCAUGUUGGACAAGAUGCACAUAUUGAAACCGUCUCGUUGUCCUCCCGAGAAGAUGACCGCAUUCCACACCGAUGAAUACAUUCAUUUUCUGAGCCGCGUCACCCCUGAAAAGGAACGAGAGCUCACGUACGACGGAACAAGAUUCCUUGUGGGGUACGACAAUCCGGCGUUCGAGGGGGUAUUCGAGUUCUGCUCAAUAUCGGCGGGAGGGUCUCUUGCCGCCGCCGAACGUAUAACCUCCGAUUCAGCCGACAUCGCUGUCAAUUGGGCUGGCGGCCUUCAUCAUGCGAAGAAACGCGAAGCGUCUGGUUUCUGCUACAUCAACGACAUCGUCCUUUGCAUUCUGGAACUUCUCCGCUUCUUUCCUCGCGUACUCUACAUCGACAUAGACUGCCACCACGGGGACGGAGUAGAAGAGGCGUUCUACACGACGGACCGUGUCAUGACUUGCAGCUUCCACAAGUAUGGUGACUUCUUUCCUGGGACAGGUACCCAGAAUGAUAAAGGCACGGGCAAAGGGAAGAAUUACACAGUCAACAUCCCACUAAAGGACGGUAUCACCGACGAGUCAUACAAAAGUAUAUUUGAGCCUGUGAUCACCAGAAUUCUUGAAGUCUACCGACCUUCCGUUGUUGUCUUGCAAUGCGGGGCAGACUCCCUAUCAGGAGACAAGCUGGGUUGCUUUAACCUGUCCAUGCAUGGCCAUGCGAACUGUGUUCAGUUCAUGCGCAAGCAGAACAUUCCGACAGUCCUCCUCGGAGGUGGUGGUUACACCGUAAAGAACGUCGCGAAAACAUGGGCAUAUGAAACCGCAUGCGCCUUGGGGAUCGAGAAUGAGAUUGACCAAACGGCGAUGCCUUGGAAUGAAUAUUUUGACUGGUUCGGCCCUCGUUAUCGGCUUGAGGUAGCGACGAGCAAUAUGGACGACGUCAACGUCAAAGAUAGAUCCUUAUACAGAGUAAGGGACAAAGCUUUGCAACAACUAGCGGAGCUCGAGCACGCACCAUCCGUUGCGAUGCAUGACGUGCCCCGAGAAUCUGUCGCUGAACACCUGGGAGUACGCAAAGAAGAGGACGACGAUGCGCGCGACGAGCUUGACGAACGAAUUGCCCGAACGGCUCGGGCCGUGCAUGCCAUGGAUUCUAGUGACCCGGAGUCAGACGACUCAGAUACCUCUCGCCACUCCCGUCGUGAUACCAGAUCACGACGAGCGAACCGGAAACACAUGAGUAUCUUGACCAACCAGUAUUUUGACCUGCCUCAGUACGAGGCUGAAGACUUGUUCGUUCCCGAUGGCUCGAAGGCCAGGCGCAAAUUUUUUGGACAGUCACCGACCUGGGCAAUUCCUGAUGUAGGGAUCGAGUCAACUACAAGAGUCCCCGUGGAAGAUUUGCAUGAUUUAUCGGAGGGAGGUUCGAUGUUAAUUGAUUGACGAAGCGGAUAUCAGCCCGUAUAUACUCCUGCAUACUCAUCAGCGCGUCCGGUGUGCACCUCUGUCGCUGUCACUCCUGUCGC